GAGGCUCCCGCUAGGGGAACCCGGCGACGGCAGGAGCUGGGCGGCCGCCUCCCACUCCGGCCGUCCGGCGGUGGCUGCCUCCGCCCGCGUGUCGGUCCCGGGUGCCGGGGGAUGUGUGUCAGUUUACGCCUCUGAGAUCGCACAGCUGCCUGGGGACCGUGGGAUGCCCAAGCCAAGUCUGGGCUUUUCUUUUUAUCGUCAUUAUUAUUAUAUAUAUAUCUAUUUUUACGCUUGGCUUUCGGGAAAUCUUCGUGAUGUUGUAGGAUAAAGGAAAUGAUACUUUGAGGAACUGGAGAGGACAUAGAUGCGUUUUGUUUUUAAGAGAGGAAACCCGUCCCCUCUUGCUAGCUUGCUCCCGCUUUGCUGAUUUCAAGAGCCACCCUCCUCUUAGUGAGGUGAGAAUCCAGCAGGAAUAAGGUGAAGACGGGCCGCCGCGACCCAGGAGGGAAACACUGACCAUUAGAGACCUUUGCAGAAGACACUGUAAGGAAGAAAGCAAAAGAGAGGAAAACAAAAAGACUUAAAAUUAUACAAGAAAUCUACAAAUCCAGCUCUGGAGAAAGCCUCCUUCUCCAAAAUGGAUAUGUUUCCUCUCACCUGGGUUUUCUUAGCUCUCUACUUUUCAGGACACGAAGUGAGAGGCCAACCAGACUCACCCUGUGGAGGUCGUUUGAAUUCCAAAGAUGCUGGCUACAUCACCUCCCCCGGUUACCCCCAGGAUUACCCAUCCCACCAGAACUGCGAGUGGAUUGUUUACGCCCCUGAACCCAACCAGAAGAUUGUCCUCAACUUCAACCCUCACUUCGAGAUUGAGAAACACGACUGCAAGUAUGACUUCAUUGAGAUUCGGGAUGGAGACAGUGAAUCUGCAGACCUCCUGGGAAAGCACUGUGGGAACAUCGCCCCACCCACCAUCAUCUCCUCGGGCUCCGUGCUGUACAUCAAGUUCACCUCCGACUACGCCCGGCAGGGGGCAGGCUUCUCCCUGCGCUACGAGAUCUUCAAGACAGGCUCCGAAGACUGUUCCAAAAACUUCACAAGCCCCAACGGGACCAUCGAAUCCCCCGGGUUUCCCGAGAAGUACCCGCACAACCUGGACUGUACCUUUACCAUUCUGGCCAAACCCAAGAUGGAGAUCAUCCUGCAGUUCCUGACCUUUGACCUGGAGCACGACCCGCUGCAGGUGGGAGAAGGAGACUGCAAAUACGACUGGCUGGACAUCUGGGACGGCAUUCCACAUGUUGGCCCUCUGAUUGGCAAGUACUGUGGGACCAAAACACCCUCGGAACUCCGCUCGUCAACAGGGAUCCUCUCCCUGACUUUUCACACAGACAUGGCGGUGGCCAAGGAUGGCUUCUCUGCACGCUAUUACCUGAUCCACCAAGACCCACCAGAGAACUUCCAGUGCAACGUCCCUCUGGGAAUGGAAUCUGGCCGGAUUGCUAAUGAGCAGAUCAGUGCCUCCUCUACCUACUCUGACGAAAGGUGGACGCCUCAGCAAAGCCGGCUCCAUGGUGAUGACAAUGGCUGGACCCCCAACUUGGAUUCCAGCAAGGAGUACCUCCAGGUGGACCUGCGCUUUCUGACCAUGCUCACAGCCAUUGCAACGCAGGGCGCCAUUUCCAGGGAGACGCAGAAUGGCUACUAUGUCAAAUCCUACAAGCUGGAAGUCAGCACGAACGGGGAGGACUGGAUGGUCUACAGGCAUGGCAAAAACCACAAGGUAUUCCAAGCCAACAACGACGCAUCGGAGGUGGUUCUUAACAAGCUGCACACGCCCCUCCUGACCAGGUUCGUCAGGAUCCGGCCCCAGACCUGGCACUCAGGCAUCGCCCUGCGGCUAGAGCUCUUUGGCUGCCGGGUCACAGAUGCACCCUGCUCCAACAUGCUGGGGAUGCUGUCGGGCCUCAUCCCCGACUCCCAGAUCUCGGCCUCCUCCACCCGCGAGUACCUGUGGAGCCCCAGCGCCGCCCGCCUGGUCAGCAGCCGCUCGGGUUGGUUCCCCCGGAUCCCUCAGGCCCAGCCAGGCGAGGAGUGGCUCCAGGUGGACCUGGGAGUGCCCAAGACGGUGAAGGGCGUCAUCAUCCAGGGGGCCCGCGGGGGAGACAGCAUCACUGCCGUGGAAGCCAGGGCGUUUGUGCGCAAGUUCAAAGUCUCCUACAGCUUGAACGGCAGAGACUGGGAAUACAUCCAGGACCCCAGGACCCAGCAGCCGAAGCUGUUUGAAGGCAACAUGCACUAUGACACCCCUGACAUCCGAAGAUUCGACCCCGUUCCUGCGCAGUACGUGCGGGUGUACCCCGAGAGGUGGUCUCCGGCAGGGAUUGGAAUGCGGCUGGAGGUGCUGGGCUGUGACUGGACAGACUCGAAGCCCACAGUAGAGACCCUGGGACCCACUGUGAAGAGCGAGGAGACCACCACCCCAUACCCCAUCGAGGAGGAGGCCACAGAGUGUGGGGAGAACUGCAGCUUUGAGGAUGACAAAGAUCUGCAGCUCCCUUCGGGAUUCAACUGCAACUUUGAUUUCCCCGAGGAGCCCUGUGGUUGGAUGUACGACCAUGCCAAGUGGCUCAGAAGCACCUGGCCCGGCAGCUCCAGCCCAAAUGACCGGACGUUUCCAGAUGACAGGAAUUUCUUGCGGCUGCAGAGCGACGGCCGGAGAGAGGGCCAGUACGCACGGCUCAUCAGCCCUCCCGUGCACCUGCCCCGAAGCCCCGUGUGCAUGGAGUUCCAGUACCAAGCCACCGGCGGCCACGGGGUGGCGCUGCAGGUGGUGCGCGAGGCCAGCCAGGAGAGCAAGCUCCUCUGGGUCAUCCGCGAGGACCAGGGUGACGAGUGGAAACACGGGCGGAUCAUCUUGCCCAGCUAUGACAUGGAGUAUCAGAUUGUGUUUGAGGGAGUCAUAGGAAAAGGACGUUCAGGAGAAAUUGCCAUUGACGACAUUCGGAUAAGCACUGAUGUCCCACUGGAGAACUGUAUGGAACCCAUCUCAGCUUUUGCAGGUGAGAAUUUUAAAGUGGACAUUCCAGAAAUACACGGGAGAGAAGGCUAUGAAGAUGAAAUUGAUGAUGAGUACGAGGUGGACUGGAGCAACUCUUCUUCCCCGACCUCAGGGUCCGGCGCCUCUUCGGCCGACAAAGAAAAGAGCUGGCUUUACACGCUGGAUCCCAUCCUCAUCACCAUUAUCGCCAUGAGCUCCCUGGGCGUCCUCCUGGGGGCCACGUGUGCGGGGCUUCUGCUCUACUGCACCUGCUCCUACUCCGGGCUCAGCUCCCGCAGCUGCACCACCCUGGAGAACUACAACUUCGAGCUCUACGACGGCCUCAAGCACAAGGUCAAGAUGAACCACCAGAAGUGCUGCUCCGAAGCGUGACGGAUUGCACCCAAAUCACAUCUGACGUUUCAUUCCAGCAAGAGGGGCUAGCGGAGAUUACAUUUUUUUUGUCCUUUGGAAACUGAAUGCCAUAAUCUCGAUCAAACCGAUCCAGAAUACCGAAGGUGUGGACAGAAUGGAC
Enhydra lutris kenyoni (northern sea otter) is the source of this 3515-nucleotide messenger RNA. Its product is annotated as neuropilin 2. Gene Ontology annotation, molecular function: semaphorin receptor activity; vascular endothelial growth factor receptor activity. Gene Ontology annotation, cellular component: membrane. The coding region runs from base 578 to 3373 and encodes 931 amino acids. The transcript is spliced from 17 exons. Lineage: Eukaryota; Metazoa; Chordata; Mammalia; Carnivora; Mustelidae. The record is from RefSeq and is a predicted model, not a curated record. Gene Ontology annotation, biological process: angiogenesis; axon guidance; vascular endothelial growth factor signaling pathway.